Messenger RNA from Gracilinanus agilis (Agile Gracile Mouse Opossum), 2382 nucleotides. It is a transcript of the gene LRFN4, whose product is annotated as leucine rich repeat and fibronectin type III domain containing 4. The record is from RefSeq and is a predicted model, not a curated record. Lineage: Eukaryota; Metazoa; Chordata; Mammalia; Didelphimorphia; Didelphidae. The transcript has 2 exons. Bases 1 to 1914 code for a protein of 637 amino acids. Gene Ontology annotation, molecular function: protein binding.
AUGGCCUCCCCGCUCCUGCUGUUGCUGCUGGCCAGCGGGGCCCUGGGCUGCCCCCUCCCCUGUACCUGCCAGAACCUCUCCGAGUCCCUGAGCACCCUGUGUGCCCACCGAGGGCUGCUCUUCGUGCCGCCCAACGUGGACCGGCGCACGGUGGAGCUGCGGCUGGCCGACAACUUCAUCCAGGCCCUGGCGCCCCCGGACUUCCGCAACAUGACGGGCCUGGUGGACCUGACGCUUUCCCGCAACGCCAUCAACCGCAUCGGGGCGCGCUCCUUCGGGGACCUGGAGAGCCUGCGCUCCCUUCACCUGGACGGCAACAGGCUGGCGGAGUUGGGCGCGGGCAGCCUCCGCGGCCCCAUCAACCUGCAGCACCUCAUCCUCAGCAGCAACCAGCUGGGCAGCAUCGCGCCCGGCGCCUUCGACGACUUCCUGGAGAGCCUGGAGGACCUGGACCUGUCCUACAACAACCUGCGCCAGGUGCCCUGGGCCGGCAUCGGCGCCAUGCUGGUGCUGCACACGCUCAACCUGGACCACAACCUCAUCGACGCGCUGCCCCCGGGAGCCUUCGCGCAGCUGGGCCAGCUCUCCCGCCUCGACCUGACCUCCAACCGGCUGGCCACGCUGGCGCCCGACCCCAUCUUCUCGCGGGGCCUGGACACGGCCGCCUCGCCCAGCCCGCUAGUGCUCAGCUUCGGAGGGAACCCGCUGCACUGCAACUGCGAGCUACUGUGGCUGCGGCGCCUGGCGCGGCCCGACGACCUCGAGACGUGCGCGUCCCCGCCGGGGCUGGCCGGCCGCUACUUCUGGGCCGUGCCCGAGGGCGAGUUCUCGUGCGAGCCGCCGCUCAUCGCCCGCCACACCCAGCGGCUGUGGGUGCUGGAGGGCCAGCGGGCCCUGCUGCGCUGCCGCGCCCUGGGAGACCCCGCGCCCACCAUGCACUGGGUGGGGCCGGACGACCGGCUGGUGGGAAACUCCUCCCGGGCCCAGGCCUUCCCCAACGGGACGCUCGAGAUCGGGGUCACGGGGGCGGGGGACGCCGGCGACUACACCUGCAUCGCCACCAACGCUGCGGGGGAGGCCACUGCCCGGGUGGAGCUGCGGGUGCUGGCCCUGCCCCACGGCGGGAACGGGAGCGCUGGCGGGGGCCGGCCGGGGCCCUCGGACAUCGCGGCCUCUGCCCGGACUGCCGCGGAGGGGGAAGGGGCCCAGGAGGUGGGGCCCGCCGUGGAAGUGUCUGAGGUGACCGCCACGUCGGGGCUGGUGAGCUGGGGCCCAGGCCGGCCGGAAGAGCCCAUCUGGAUGUUCCAGAUUCAAUACAACAGCAGCGAGGACGAGACCCUCAUCUACCGGAUCAUCCCGGCUUCCAGCCGGCACUUCUUGCUGAAGCAUCUGGUCCCCGGGGCUGACUACGACCUCUGCCUGCUGGCCCUGUCCCCUGCUGCUGUGCCCUCUGACCUCACAGCUACGAGGCUGCUGGGCUGCGCCCACUUCUCUACACUGCCAGCCAUGCCCCUGUGCCACGCCUUGCAGGCCCACGUGCUCGGGGGGACCCUGACAGUGGCAGUGGGGGGCGUCCUGGUGGCUGCCUUACUGGUCUUCACGGUGGCCUUGCUGGUUCGGGGCCGGGGGGCCGGAGCCGCCCGCCUCCCGCUCAAGCUCAGCCAUGUGCACUCCCAAACCAACGGAGGAGGCCCCAGCCCCGUCCCGAAGCCUCACCCUCCCCGGAGCCCCCCGCCCCGUCCCCAGCGGAGCUGCUCCCUGGACUUGGGAGAGACUGGCGGGUGCUACGGCUAUGCCCGGCGCCUGGGUGGGGCCUGGACUCGGAGGAGCCACUCGGUCCACGGUGGGUUACUCGGGGCUGGGUGCCGAGGGGCUGGGGGCAGCGGAGAGCGGCUAGAAGAGAGCGUGGUGUGAGGGAUGGACGAGGAGGCCGGAGCUUCCAGGGCCAAGGACAGGGAGAAGAGGAGGGGGCGGCUGGGCCUCCCUUCUCUCAAGCUCCCCUGUCUCUGGGAUCAGAUCUCAUUCCCGGAGAGCCUGGCAGGGGCAGCAGGGGUCAGAGCGGGCCUCAAGGACAUGGGGCCUAGGGGUAAGGGGCCAAGACACCAGUGGGAAGAAGCGCAUGGAGUGGAGGGAGCACUCCUUGGCUGAGGAGUCUGGAUUUCUGGGGUUUCAUCCCAGUUUUAACUCUCUGUACCUCAGUUCCCCCUUUGUAAUUUGGGGAAGAAAAACACCUUUCCCUAAUCCCAUCUCCCCCUCCAGAUGUCGAUGAGGGGGACGGAAACCAUAGAUAAGAGGUGCUCACAGCACUGUGGGGCAACGGGCUACAGGGAAUUAGCCUGGAUUCUUGUUUUUAUUCUUAAUAAAAAUGCCAGGGACACCUAA